AUGGUGCACUGUGCUGGUUGCGAGAGGCCUAUUUUAGAUAGGUUUCUGCUCAACGUGCUGGACAGAGCCUGGCACAUCAAGUGCGUCCAGUGUUGUGAAUGCAAGUGCAACUUGACUGAAAAAUGCUUUUCCAGGGAAGGGAAGCUUUACUGUAAAAACGAUUUCUUCAGACGGUUUGGUACAAAAUGUGCGGGAUGUUAUCAAGGCAUUUCUCCCAGUGACCUCGUAAGAAAAGCAAGAAAUAAAGUGUUUCACCUAAACUGUUUUACAUGCAUGGUUUGUAACAAACAACUGUCGACGGGAGAAGAACUAUAUAUCAUUGACGAAAACAAAUUUGUUUGCAAAGAAGACUAUCUGAACACCAGCAGCUUGAAAGACACAAAUUUAAAUUCAGUAUCUUCGUGCACAGAUCGGAGUUUAUCGCCUGAUAUCCAGGAUCAGAAUAUAGACGACACAAAAGAAACGGACAAUUCCACCUCGUCGGACAAAGAGACGCAGAAUAAUGAGAACGAGGAGCAAAGCACGGGCACCAAGCGGAGAGGACCACGGACCACGAUUAAAGCCAAACAGUUAGAGACAUUAAAAGCCGCCUUCGCCGCUACCCCGAAGCCUACGCGACACAUACGCGAGCAACUUGCUCAGGAAACGGGCCUCAACAUGCGGGUUAUUCAGGUCUGGUUUCAGAACAGAAGAUCGAAGGAGAGGAGGAUGAAGCAGUUGAGUGCACUGGGCGCGCGGCGGCACGCUUUCUUCCGAAGUCCCAGGCGCAUGCGCCCUUUGGGAGGGCGUUUGGACGAAUCGGAAAUGAUGGGGUCUGCUCCCUACAAUUAUUAUGGAGAAUAUCAAGGAGACUAUUACGGUCCAGCUGCAAAUUAUGACUUUUUCCCGCACGGUCCACCGUCCUCUCAAGCACAUUCGCCGGCAGAUUCCGGCUACAUGCAGUCCUCAGGACCUGGAGCAACCUCACUCGGAGUACUUGAGCCUCCGCUUUCCGGCCACCACCCUCCCACUAUCGGUGGCAGCGAAAACCAAAGGUACACGGACAUGAUUUCCCACCCCGACACCCCAAGCCCUGAGCCAGGUAUGACCGGACCUCUGCACCCGCUCCCAGGCGAAGUGUUCAGCGGAGGACCCAGUCCGCCUUUCUCAAUGUCCAGUAACAGUGGUUACAGCGGGCCGCUAUCACAUCCAAGUCAGGAGAUGAACGAGACGGCGGUCUGGUAA
Molecule: messenger RNA, 1224 nt
Organism: Hypanus sabinus (Atlantic stingray)
Lineage: Eukaryota; Metazoa; Chordata; Chondrichthyes; Myliobatiformes; Dasyatidae
Gene: lhx5
Product: LIM homeobox 5
Exons: 5
Coding region: 1-1224 (407 amino acids)
Biological process (GO): regulation of transcription by RNA polymerase II; neuron differentiation
Cellular component (GO): nucleus
Molecular function (GO): RNA polymerase II transcription regulatory region sequence-specific DNA binding; DNA-binding transcription factor activity, RNA polymerase II-specific
Source: RefSeq, a predicted model, not a curated record